AUGCGUCUAUUAAAGCUUGUUGGGCCUGGCGACCUCAGCCUGGUCCAAGUUCCUACCCACAAUGACCUUCCCUAUACCAUACUCUCGCACACUUGGACACCUGGCCAAGAGGUAACCUAUCAAGAACUCAUUAGUGGCGGCGGUAAAAGUAAGACCGGUUAUGAAAAGAUCAAGUUUUGUGGAGAGCAGGCUACCAGGGACGGUUACUUGUACUUCUGGGUAGACACAUGUUGCAUUGAUAAAUCAAAUCCUGCAGAGCUUUCAACGGCGAUUAACUCCAUGUUUCGCUGGUAUCGAAAUGCGAAGAAAUGCUAUGUAUAUCUUGCAGAUGUAUCUAUACCGGGUGAUGAAGUAGAUACUCAGGCCAACCAGAGCACAUGGGAAGGGGCUUUUCGGAGAAGCAGAUGGUUUACUAGAGGCUGGACACUUCAAGAACUUGUUGCUCCAGCAGUGGUGGAAUUUUUCUCAAAAGAAGGCAAGCGACUAGGUGAUAGGAUGUCACUAGAAACGCCUAUUCACGAAAUUACCGGAAUUCGAACCAAGGCCUUGCAAGGAAAUUCCGUUUCCGAUUUCAGUAUAGAUGAGCGGAGAGGGUGGGCAGCACAACGCCAGACAACAGAAGAAGAAGAUUCAGUCUACUGUCUUUUAGGUCUCUGCGAGGUGUCCAUGCCAGCCAUCUAUGGCGAGGGAAAGGAGGCCGCACUAAAGCGGUUCCAAAUGACAGUAAGGGGAUUCUCGAACAGUAGCCAGCAGGGAGAUUUGAAAGACAGUAAAACUCCUUUCAUUGUGCCAUUUGAGAGAAAUCCCAACUUCACGGGUCGUGAGUUCCAGCUUGCAAAACUUGAAAAGGAACUCUCUAAACAAGGCCAAACUACAAAACUAGCCAUUACCGGGCUUGGCGGUGUGGGCAAAACACAAUUGGUACUCGAGCUUGUCUAUCGAGUCAGAGACAAGUAUAAGAGUCGCUCAAUUAUCUGGAUACCGGCAACGAAUAUGGAAAGUCUCCACCAAGCAUAUCUGGACGUGGCCCAAAAGCUUUGUAUACCCGGUUGGGAAGACAAGAAGGCGGAUGUAAAACGGAUUGUGCAGGAGUUCUUGAGCAAAGAAAGCACCAGGCAGUGGCUUCUUGUGUUUGACAACGCUGACGACAUUAAUAUGUGGAUUAGUCAGUCUAGUCGUUUGAUCGAUUACUUGCCAAAAAGUGAGCAUGGAUGUGUCGUGUUCACAACACGAGAUCGCAAGACAGCUGUCAAGCUCGCAAAGAAUAAUAUUGUUGAAGUACCCGAGAUGGAAGAAACUGUGGCUACACAAUUACUGCAAAAGUGUUUAGUGAAUCCAGACCUGGUCAAAAACCGACCGGAUACGGAAGCUUUACUUACAGAGCUUACUUAUCUUCCAUUGGCUAUUGUUCAGGCAGUGGCAUAUAUCAAUGAGAAUGGGAUAGCCCUUUCUGACUAUCUAUCCCUCCUUGCAGAGCAAGAAGAAGACGUGAUCGAUCUGCUUAGCGAAGAAUUUGAGGAUGACGAGAGAUAUCACAAUAUAAAGAAUCCAGUAGCUACUACGUGGCUGAUCUCGUUUGAGCAAAUCCGGCAGUGCGAUUUUCUUGCGGCCGACUAUCUGUCAUUUAUAGCUUGUAUAGACUCAAAGGAUAUCCCACAGUCUCUACUUCCCGCAGGCCCAUCUAGGAAGAAGGAAAUCGAUGCAAUUGGGACUCUCGAUGCAUACUCUUUUAUUACCAAGCGUUCGGCAGACCAAGCUCUUGAUCUUCAUCGGCUAGUACAUCUCGCAACACGGAACUGGCUUCGAAAGCAAGAGCUAAUCACUCAAUGGACCGAAAAGGCUAUUACGCGAUUAGAAGAAGUCUUCCCGGACGAUGACUACCAAAACCGAAGUAUAUGGAGGAUAUAUCUUCCGCACGUACAAUCUGUGCUAAAAUCUGAUGUUUGUAAAGAUCUGGAGAGUAGAGGCAAACUAGCAUGGAGAUUUGGGAUGUGUCUUUCACAGGAUGGAUGGUAUAAUAAAGCUGAAAAGCAGUUUGUCGAAGCCUAUAAGACGGACAAGCGGGUGCUGGGCCAGGAGCAUCCCGCCACGCUCACGAGCAUGGCCAACUUAGCUUUGACGUACUGGAACCAGGGCCGCUGGAAGGAGGCCGAGGACUUGGGGGUACUGGUGAUGGAGACGAGGAAGCGGGUACUAGGCCGGGAACAUCCCGCCACGCUCACGAGGCCGCUGGAAGGAGGCCGAGGACUUGGGGGUGCUGGUGAUGGAGACGGAGAAGCGGGUGCUAGGCCAGGAGCAUCCCGCCACGCUCACGAGCAUGGCCAGCUUAGCCUCGACGUACUGGAACCAGGGCCGCUGGAAGGAGGCCGAGGACUUGGAGGUGCUAGUAUUGGAGACGAGGAAGCGGGUGCUGGGCCAGGAACAUCCUGCUACGCUCACGAGCAUGACCAACUUAGCCUCGACGUACUGGAACCAGGGCCGCUGGAAGGAGGCCGAGGAUUUGGAGGUGCUGGUGAUAGAGACGGAGAAGCGGGUGCUAGGCCAGGAACAUCCCUCCACGCUCACGAGCAUAGGCAACUUAGCUUUGACGUACCAGAACCAGGGCCGCUGGAAGGAGGCCGAGGACUUGGGGGUGCUGGUGAUGGAGACGGAGAAGAGGGUGCUGGGCCAGGAGCAUCCCGCCACGCUCACGGGCAUAGCCAACUUAGCCUCGACGUACUGGAACCAGGGCCGCUGGAAGGAGGCCGAGGACUUGGAGGUGCUGGUGAUGGAGACGAGGAAGCGGGUGCUGGGCCAGGAGCAUCCCUCCACGCUCACGAGCAUGGCAAAUCUUGCUUGGACCUGGAAAAGUCAAGACCAGCAUGA
Venustampulla echinocandica is the source of this 2865-nucleotide messenger RNA. RefSeq lists its product as uncharacterized. The record is from RefSeq and is a predicted model, not a curated record. Gene Ontology annotation, molecular function: protein binding; ADP binding. The coding region runs from base 1 to 2865 and encodes 954 amino acids. The transcript is spliced from 3 exons. Lineage: Eukaryota; Fungi; Ascomycota; Leotiomycetes; Helotiales; Pleuroascaceae.